This is a messenger RNA of Diversispora eburnea, 197 nucleotides long. Lineage: Eukaryota; Fungi; Glomeromycota; Glomeromycetes; Diversisporales; Diversisporaceae. The record is from the annotation of a GenBank genome assembly.
AUGUCUCAAUGGUAUAAUAUUCCAAAGAAUGAAUCCAAUUUAUAUGAUUCGUUUAUACCCAAACUUUACGCAUUUAAUUAUCAUUUCGAUAAUGAUGUUUUUAGACGUUUAGCAUUUGCCAAUUAUCAAACACCAGAAGAAACUGAUCUUGUAGUAUUGGCAUUAUACUCAAUAACAAAGCCGAAUUUUGCCAAAAC